UUCUCUUUUAUACUUCACCGCUUUUCCGAUUCGUCAUCUACUACCCGCAGAAUAGCCUUCCUCCAGAGCUCUUCUCUAUCUGCCUCUCUUUUCUCCACAGGAUCAAAAUCCGAGCUCUGCCUUCAUGUUUCUUCAUCGGGUUUCAUCAACAUUACGUCUCUCAAGAAGAUUCUUUAGUAGUAAUAAUAGUCAUGAUCUUGGGAAGGGUAUUGCAGAGCUCAAUAAGGAAUUGGAAUUUGUUUUUGGUGAACCUCCUCCAUAUAGUCUUGGUAGUGCUAUUGACAACCAAUUUAUUGCUCAGGAUUCCCAGAUUGUAUCUCCAGAAACAGCAGAAAAUGAAUUUGGCUUGACUCACAUUGGCAACAGAGGUGAAGCCCAAAUGGUUGAUGUCUCUCACAAAGAGAGUAGCAAGAGAGUUGCCGUUGCUAGUUGCAAAGUAAUUUUAGGAAGGAAGGUGUUUGAUUUGGUUUCUGCCAACCAGAUGGCCAAGGGAGAUGUUCUCAGUGUGGCAAAGAUUGCAGGAAUAAUUGGAGCAAAGCAGACAAGCAACCUCAUCCCACUAUGCCACAACAUUAGCUUGACUCAUGUUCGUGUUGACCUAACUUUGAACUCACAGGAUUGUAGUGUUGAAGUAGAAGGGGAAGCUACUUCCACAGGAAAAACUGGGGUAGAGAUGGAAGCAAUGACAGCUGUGACCAUUGCAGGUCUAACAGUUUAUGAUAUGUGCAAGGCUGCUUCCAAGGAUAUCCAGAUUACAGAUGUGCGCCUUGAAUGCAAAGAAGGUGGGAAAAGUGGGGACUGGUAUAGGGAGAAAUGACGGAAAAGUGGGACUCUCAUCCAGGGACAAAUGAUGGUUAUUUUUUGGGAAAUGUAUAUCACUCCAUCUCAAUGUAUUGGAGGUUAGCACUUGGUACUUAUUCGCACAAUACAUAGGUUUAUAGUCUUCAAUCUUUUUUUCAUUGAAUUUGGAGGCAUAUAUCAGAAUGACUAUGAUCAUCUCAAAAAUGAAUGUUAAAAUUUCGUAGCAAGUUAUUUUUCUUGUU
Molecule: messenger RNA, 1043 nt
Organism: Ilex paraguariensis (yerba mate)
Lineage: Eukaryota; Viridiplantae; Streptophyta; Magnoliopsida; Aquifoliales; Aquifoliaceae
Source: the annotation of a GenBank genome assembly